Messenger RNA from Neodiprion virginianus, 1850 nucleotides. Its product is annotated as tetraspanin-3-like. The record is from RefSeq and is a predicted model, not a curated record. Bases 729 to 1556 code for a protein of 275 amino acids. The transcript has 6 exons. Lineage: Eukaryota; Metazoa; Arthropoda; Insecta; Hymenoptera; Diprionidae. Gene Ontology annotation, cellular component: membrane.
GGUCUACGAAGAAGAAGCGCGACGCUAAAGAAGUGGAUAAAAAUUCCCCAUCCCAAGAGUGUGAACCGUAAUCAACACAGACGUGAAUCAGUAGACGUACAAUACGAACGUCCGGCAAUCGGUGACCCUUGACCCUUGAGAGAUCUCCAUUUCCUCCGUACUCCAGCAACGCGAUCUCUUUGUUCUCAUCGGACGCCAGGGGUCAACGCAUAGUACAGAGGCGGAGAACGCGUGUCUGCGAUAUAAAAUAUCAUCAGGGUCACCGUGAUGCGUGACGUUCGGUAAGCGGCUCUGCUGCAGCCACGCCGGCACAGUCCGCGGUGUGCAGCGAGCCGAACAACGAGUGGUUCAUCCAAGUCGAAAUCGAAGAGGUGUUCGACCGAUUUCUUCGAGAGUUCAUCCGUCCUUCAACAGCGUCCCUCUUUAUGAGAGUGGGACUGGCUUUUUGGCACUGUUUUCGAGGCCUCCGGUACGCUCGACCAUCGCUUGGCGCCUGGGCCGGUGGAAUGAGGUGCGAUAAGAGCGAGCAACGCGUGCCGAGAUUGGAAUACGAGCAUCCGGUGCCACCGCAAUGACCGGUCGUGAUUCGCUGGGACGAUUUUACUCCGGGUGUCGACUGGACACACACCGAUGAGAACCUGGCCAAGCUGUGCGUAGAACGCGCAGUAUCCGCUUUUGCCAUUCACCGCGGCCCCGACGCCGUCGAGGAUAUUUAUAAACGUCGUCAGAUGGCUCGGACCGUCACCUGCCUCCGGUAUUUUCUACUCGCCUACGUCAUCCUGCUCGGCAUUUCUGGCAUCAUCGUCUCCGUAGGAUCUGGGAUAUUUAUUUACCAGCUGAAACAGUACCGGCCCUUGACUCCGGACGAUGUCUGCGGGUCGUCGAUCACCCUCCUGAUCAUGGGUCUGGUCACUUGUCUCCUUGGAUGGGGGGGAUGGCACAUCGUCGAUUCGACUCACAGGGUGCAAGUCAUAUGUUUUGCCGUGGUUUUGGGCACGGUCGCCUUCGUGGAAGCCGGCACCGGAAUAUGGGCUGUGAUUAAGCACGAACAGAUCGACCCUUUACGUACUUCCGACCACGAGACGGCCUUCGCUCUUGCUACAACCGACGAAAAAUCCACAUGGGAUCGGAUGCAAAUAAGGCUGGGCUGUUGCGGCAUCGAUGGACCCGCCGACUACAGGAUCCUGGACUCCGUUCCUUGGUCCUGCUGCGACACAUCCUCGGUAGAAAAUCCAGAAGCCGUUGCCAGUGGCACUUGUACCACGAUGUAUUCCAGAGGAUGCUUACACUUCGUUGUUAACCGAACGCGUUCCAUUCUCCUUCACGUUUUCCUACUCGCACUUUGCUCCGUUCUCCUCCAGGUUUGCGGGGUGAUAUGCGCGUGUUUCUUUGCUCGAGCGAUAAAGGAGGGCGCUGCAAGAAGACGUCGUGAUAUCCUGUCGCUUAGCGGGAUGAGAAACUCCCGGAAUGCAUCGCCUAUGCGAAAUGCAUCCAGUACAGGGGUGGAUUCUCAGCUGGUGGUUAAACCCCGAGUACCGCCAAGACGAAAGACGUAGUUUUUACGUAUGACUUAUGAUAGUCAAAUAGAAUAUGGUAUAACCCUGAUAUAUACCCGCAGAAAUGAGAUGAGAAUUGAUUGUCUCACACGUUGAUUACGCCUAAGUUUUAUUAUAGAAAUAAUCUGUACAGCAACCGAACUGAAUUUUGUACUGCAUAUAAUAGUAUUUGCUUUUAUUCACCCACGUCACGGUUAUAGCUCAUUGUGUGCAAGCUGCUCAGCACAUAAUACAUUGUACAUCCAUUGUAGACGUAGGUCACUUUAUCAAAUCAAAUAAACUAUUUAUAACUUG